Messenger RNA from Cotesia congregata, 738 nucleotides. NCBI's taxonomy places the organism in Eukaryota, Metazoa, Arthropoda, Insecta, Hymenoptera, Braconidae. The record is from the annotation of a GenBank genome assembly.
AUGCAGACGCUUACAUUAGUUCUUUCCUUUGUACUAUGUAUUUCUUCAAUCACUGCUCAGCCAGCUGAUUUAUCUUCUAUGAAAACAUGCAAAAGAGGUACAGAUGAUUAUGCAUCAUGUAUGAGAUUAGCUUUUCAAGAGAAUUGGCCAACUCUCGUAAAAGGAAUGCCAGAGAUAGAUUUACCACCUCUAGAUCCUUAUGAGCUUGAUGUCAUGGCCACUGAUUACCAAUUCGGUGAAGUAACUGGCAAAAUAGUUGUACGUAAUGUUAAAACUUAUGGUAUGUCUAAAACUCGUUUCUUAUCUAUAAGACCAUCCUAUGAAGAAAAUCGUUAUCGUCUUGAUAUCGAUAUGGAAAUCCCAAAAAUGUUUGUCGAAGGAGACUUUAAAUCUGACGGUACUGUUGGAUCUUUUAACGUGAUCGGAAAAGGUCAAUUUAAUAUUAGUAUGGAAGAUAUCUCAGGAACUAUGACUCUAGAAGGAGAAGUCAUUAAUGACAGAUGGGUAUUAGACAGAUAUAAUUUUAUGCCCGAAGUUGGAAAUAUGAAGGUCUGGGCUUCUGAUUUAUUCAAUGGCAACAAAGAACUCACUGAAGCAGCACUUAAAUUCGCAAAUGAAUACUGGCAAAUUCUUUACCGCGGAAUGUUACCUCACGCUGCUAAAACUUGGAACGCGUAUAUGAAAAAUCUGUGCAACCGUAUUCUAUCCCACAUUUCUUUCUCAAAAAUAUUUCCUUGA